CCCCAACUCCAUCGCCAUCUCAGUCUCACCAUUCCUCCCCUCACAUACUCCAGCAGCAACGACAACAAUAUCAUAUCAUACAUACGGUUCACAACGGCACCAGCUCGACCAUCAAAUAUACACUAACACGUCGCGGCAAUGGGGCUCUGCAUGUCUAGCGGCGGGGCGGCGGUGGCGGCGGUGCGCUCGGAGGGGCUGGCCGCCUCGACGGCGAUGGUGCUGCUGCCAACGGGGGAGCUGCGCGAGUACCCGCGCCCGGCGACGGUGGCGCAAGCCCUCCAGGACUCCGUGGAGGCAGGAGACGGCUCCGCCGGGUGGUUCCUGUGCGACGCCGACGUGAUGGGGUUCGAGGGUCCCGUGGCGGCCGUAGGCGGGGGCGAGGAACUCCGCCCGGGACAGAUCUACUUCGUGCUCCCCGCCGAGGUUAAGAGGAACGGGCUCCGCCGCGAGGACGUGGCCGCUCUCGCCGUCAGAGCGUCCGCGGCGCUCGUCAGCAAGGCCAACACCAACGCGUCUGGUAGCGGCGGACGGAGGAGACGCGCCGGCUCUGUUUCGCCGCUCGUGUUCGCCCCGCCGCCGGAGGUGGACGAGACUCUUGCCUACAAGACCGUGCCGACGCUGGUAGUGAAGAGGCGGCCGGUGGCGCGCGUAAAGAGCGCCGGGAGGAUGCAGCCGAGGUUCGCCCCGGAUCUGACCGCCAUUCCUGAAUGCGAGUAAACCAACAGAAUGGAUCGACCCAUCGGUCGUGGCUACAACAAAAAUCCGGGGGCGAACUCGAUUCUGGAGAAGCUCCGGCAAUUCUGGAACCAGCGGGAACAGAACAAGGAAGGUGGGAAGUGAUGUCGCCAGCCUGGCGGGACGGCAUCAGCGGACGACAAAGCGGAAGGCCGUCAGAUCCAUAUCGGACGGAGGCUGCUUGCUUCAGUGGCUUGGCGCGGAAGAUGAAGAUGGCAUAAGGUCGGCGCAGAGUUUUUUGUUUUGUUUUGCGGGAAGUCGGUUCAGAGAUUUAGCAUGUGUAUAUUUCGUAGCAACACAAUUUUGAUCGCAUUAGUUGAGCAGGCGCUCUGAGAACGAAGUAUGGAGGCAAAUAUAAACGGUGAACAUAAACUAGACUACUGAAUUUUCGCCUAAA
Messenger RNA from Aegilops tauschii subsp. strangulata, 1132 nucleotides. RefSeq lists its product as uncharacterized. The record is from RefSeq and is a predicted model, not a curated record. Lineage: Eukaryota; Viridiplantae; Streptophyta; Magnoliopsida; Poales; Poaceae.